Arachis ipaensis is the source of this 822-nucleotide messenger RNA. Lineage: Eukaryota; Viridiplantae; Streptophyta; Magnoliopsida; Fabales; Fabaceae. The record is from RefSeq and is a predicted model, not a curated record.
AUGGAUCUCUACGACGGAACAACUAACCCAAGACACCAUCUCAGCAAUUUUAAAAGUCGGAUGUACCUAGCCUACGCCUCUGACACUACUCGUUGCAAAGCAUUCUCCCCAGGUAUACAUGAAGCCACCACAGGCUUAGAUGUUGAAGAAGGGCAAGUUUGCAAGCUAGAAAGGUCGUUAUAUGGGAUUAAACAAGGAAGUAGACAAUGGAACCACAUGUUACACUCAGUAUUAGUAGAAGCUGGGUACACCAAAUCUGCAUUUGACCACUAUUUGUUUACAAAGGGGACAAAAUUUGGUUUUACAGCAUUGCUGGUAUAUGUGGAUGAUUUGGUGAUAACAGGCAAUGAUGAGAAGGAAAUCAACCAAAUUAAAAGAAUCUUAGAUGAGAAGUUCAAGAUCAAAGAUAUAGGAGACCUCAAAUUCUUCCUAGGAAUGGAGGGUACAAGGUCGAAGAAGGGGAUUGCUCUCUAUCAAAGGAAGUAUGUUAUGGAUCUUUUAAAGGAGACAAGGUUCGAAGAUUGCAAGCCUGCGACUACACCUUUAGACUAUACAGUGAAGCUGUCCAGAGAAAAGGAAAAACUAUUGAAGGAUCACUCGGGUUAUAGAAAGCUAGUUGGGAGGUUGUUGUACUUAGUCAACACCAGACCAGAUAUCAGCCAUGCAGUGAGAAAACUCAGUCAAUUUUUGGACUGUCCAACCACCCAACAUAUGCAGGCAGCACAUCAUGUGCUCAAGUACCUGAAGGGAGCACCGGCAAUAGGAUUGUUCUUCACUUCAGAGGUAAAUUACAAUCUGACUGGAUUCUCAGAUUCAGACUAG